AUGCCGCUUUCACCAGCCUCUACUCACAUCACUCAUGGCACAAGCACAGAAUCCCCACCUGACAAUUCAUCUGCAUGUACCUCGAACUCGAACUUGAAGUCUUCCCUCGCCAAGAACAUCACCUCACUACCCCUCCCCACUUCGACCAACGAUUCUACUUUACCAGACCCCAACAUCAGAACUUCGCCUUCCUUGUUGAUAGUCCUUCCCACCUCUCGUACAAUUAGCGAAAGGCAGAAACUCUGCUCAGGUCGCGUCAAUUCAUACUUUGCCGAUCCCAUCCACACUCUUCCUCAAUACAAACGCAACACUAUUCAGGCAGGUAUGAAGGAUCAUGUCGAGGAUAUGCUCUCUCAGGUUGAGGCUUUGACGAUGAAGAUCAACGAGGACGACGCAUGACGAAGCAUGACGACGAGCCCAGGGUAACAAAAGUGGUAGACACGUUCUGCUCAGUCAGUGAGCAUCCCAGAUAUCUGUAUGGGGAUACGAAGACAAUGAAGAACUCGGUGGAUGCGAUAUACUUGGGUGAAAUCAUGGAAAGACAGGUGAUAUAGCUAUGAUAAUGAAUGAAAACGAGCUGUCUCGAAAGUCUCUUGACCCAAACACCAUGCUUUCAACAUAUACA
Molecule: messenger RNA, 625 nt
Organism: Mollisia scopiformis
Lineage: Eukaryota; Fungi; Ascomycota; Leotiomycetes; Helotiales; Mollisiaceae
Exons: 2
Coding region: 1-399 (132 amino acids)
Source: RefSeq, a predicted model, not a curated record